ACACCAGAGGUUUUUGUUUCAAAACUGAUAAAUCAGCUUGUUAGCAUGAGCAUAGAAGGAUCUAGUGAAUUUCAACGGUGGAAUGUGAGAGAUGUUGCAAUGGGAAGGAUAAUAGAUUUGGACCUUAAUUAUCCGCCUCCUAAUGAGAACAUGGCUCUAACUGGUCCCUUGGGACUACAAGUUCAAGGAAUUGGGCAUUAUCAAGGACAAGCUACAGCUGCUGCGGAUUUUGUGGAUGAUGAAGUUGUUAUAAUCUCACCAAGGAAAUUUGCAGAAGCCACGAAUAAUUCACGACGAAAUCCUUCUCGGAGAAGCCGUAGAGUCAUAGAAGGUCUUUCUGAAGAAUUGGCAAAUUUCCGUGCCUUUAGCCAACUUGGAGCUUCCAACUGGGAGGUUUCGGUCAAUGUUGAUGUUCGUAACAAACCAGAGGAUACUGUGCAUAACAAACCAGAAUAUACUGCAACUAACGUUCCCGUGCCUCCAGUUGUGCCCCAGAGUGAGUUCCUGCCAGAGGCACCUGGUUUCACUUGUGCCAUCUGCAUAGGCCAGUUGAUUGAAGAAACAUCGACAAAGUGUGGUCACAUCUUCUGCAAGAAGUGCAUUGAGAAAGCCAUAGCUACUCAACACAAAUGCCCUACCUGCAGGCAUAAACUUAGAAAGCGAGAUAUCCUCAGGAUCUACCUUCCAAACAGCAGUUAA
Molecule: messenger RNA, 699 nt
Organism: Prunus mume (Japanese apricot)
Lineage: Eukaryota; Viridiplantae; Streptophyta; Magnoliopsida; Rosales; Rosaceae
Biological process (GO): ubiquitin-dependent protein catabolic process
Cellular component (GO): SUMO-targeted ubiquitin ligase complex
Molecular function (GO): ubiquitin protein ligase activity; SUMO-ubiquitin ligase activity; SUMO binding
Source: RefSeq, a predicted model, not a curated record